Anneissia japonica is the source of this 2602-nucleotide messenger RNA. RefSeq names its product SET domain-containing protein 9-like. The transcript has 7 exons. The record is from RefSeq and is a predicted model, not a curated record. Bases 81 to 656 code for a protein of 191 amino acids. Gene Ontology annotation, molecular function: protein binding. Lineage: Eukaryota; Metazoa; Echinodermata; Crinoidea; Comatulida; Comatulidae.
AUGAUGAGGUUCUUGACAAACUUACUCACUUCUUUGAAGAAUUAGAAAGCCGUGAUAACUCUGAAGAUGUUUACAAGUUAAUGUAUAAACACUUUGGAUUUGUUGUUUGUCAUGGACCCAGUAAAGUGGUGGAGAGUGGCACAGGUGUAAUUGUUAGUAAAGGCUGUAUUCCAGCUGGUAGCAUUACAUCAAUUUAUCCAGGCACAAUUUAUCACCCAUAUGACCCGAUUUUUCUUCAGUCCAUCAACAAUUCAUUCAUCUUCCGUUGCCUCGAUGGACUUUACAUUGAUGGCAAUGAUAAAGGAUUAUCAAAGAUUAUAUUCAGAUCAUGCUCACAAAGAGAUCGUGCUGGACCAUACUUGGUUAGCGAUAUGUCUUGGUUGACCUCCGACCUGUUAAAUCCUCUGUCAGUUGGCCAGUAUGUCAACAACCAGACAAGCAGAUUUCCGGCCAAUGUAGCUUAUCAAGAAAUUGAUUUCCCUGCAGAGUUUCCAUUCCAUUUCCGAAAAUAUCUACCACAUAUAUUUUACAAUGCAAGUUUUGAAAGUGGGCAAAGCUCAAGCAGCAGAAUACUUCGAUCAAUUGUAUUAGUUUCUUUGCGAGACAUUGCCGAGGGAGAGGAGCUAUUAUCGUCUUAUUUCAACAUUGUUCAUUGAUAAAUUUACAAUAUCAGUUGCUUUUUGUGACAUGUACCAGGAGCUGCUUAUAUUUUUUGGAGAUGUUUUGCCAAUUAGAACUGUUUUUAUCUUUCAGACUUUCUGAUGACUGAACUGAAAAUUGUUGUAGAAACAGGGAAUAUAUGUUUUCAAACCAUUGCCAACAGUAGGUCCAGGGAUUACCCCCCUCCAUCAACAUCAACCAUUCUACUACUUUCUAUCCAUUAUGCCAUUUCUAUCAUUUCAUGUUUGCAGAUAAAUUUUGGUAGUUUAAAUAAAGGUUUAAGCAGAGAGUACUGAGCAUUCAUUAGCUAAUGAUGAAAAUAAAAUAUUGAAUUGAAUUCAUGGACUGCCGAAUUGUGAAAUCGAUAUCAUAUUUUACUAUGUAAAUAUGUUGAUUUAAUUUAAUUAUAUUUUAUGUAAAUGAUAAUAUGAAUAGCCUCUGAUUAAAGAUUAAUUCAUUUAUGGAUCUAAAUAUUACUUCAGUUUUUCACUUAAAUCGAUUAGAAUUCAUCCAAGUAAUUGGUAAAUAUUUAUACUUAUCAUCUACAAUAUUUACUGUUGAUUAGAUUUUUUGUCGCAAGGUGAACUUAAUCACACAACUGUGGAAACCAUAGCAUAGUGACUACUUAAAUUACAUUACAUAAAAUACUGAUCUGUUUGAAUAUCAGUGGUUUUCAUUUUCUUUUGUCUUAGCACUAAUUUCAUUGAGUCUGAUAUUUCUGUUUCUUCAAUCAAUUAAUUAUAAGCCUCCUGGUGUUUGAUUUUGGACUUCCACUUGGCAAGAUAUUAUAGUAUAUAAUAUAUAACCUUAUUACCAUAUACUGGGUCAAAAAUUAUUAAGUAAUAAUAUAAUAAUAAUAAAGGCUUUGUUUAAACACAGAAAAGCUUGUAUCACCCAAAGGUGUUCUUCUACAAGGCUGUGAUAUUGAUGAAAUACUAAAAAGAUUAACACCAUUAACUAAACAAUUUUUAUAGAAGUAAACAUAAACAAAUUCAAAAACUUACAGUACACCACUGGGUAAUAACUGUUUAAAUGAAUAAACAUUUGUUGCAUUUUGAUCUGAACUUUCAAUAAUUUGGCACCACGAUACGAAAAACUUCUUUUUUUGUACUCCGUUUUGGGUUUUUCCAAACACAAGACAUCAUUAGAUCUUGUAUAGUAUUUUUCUUCCUUAGCGGUAAAUAAUGUGUUUAAGUAUGGUGGUGCUUCAUUAUGGAAUAUCUUAUACAAAGUAAUAGCCUCAUUUCGAUACAAUUGGUCUUCAAGUUUAUUCCAGUUUAAGUUUUGCAGGGCUCGUGUACUUGAGUCAUAUUUUCUUACUUUUGUAAUUAUUUUAGCUGCCCUGUUUUGAGUAGUUUAUUUUUUUGUUUUUGGCUUGAUCUGCCCCACACAACAUUGCAAUAGUUAAAUAGUGGAGCAACAAUACAGACUUUACAUUUAACAUUAUCUAUUUGUUCCCAUGACAAAUGUUCAUCAAUAAAAACACCUAGAUGUUUACAGCUUUUUACUCUCUGCAAUGGUAUAUUUUCUAUGUUUAAAUCUAAAUCAACAUUUAAUAAUUUUGUUAGAAUUUGAUGUGUUCCAAUGAACAUACAUUGUGUUUUCAGUACAUUCAGACUGAGAUUGUUAUGUGCUAACCAUUACUUAACAUUUACUAAAUCAUCAUUAAUUUUCAUUAACACCUCAUUUAUAUCGGAAGAUGCAAAGUAAAGAGCUGUAUCAUCUGCAUACAUACUAAUUUGUACACUAUUUACAUGCUUUGGUAGAUCAUUCGCAUAUAAUGUAAAUAACAGAGGACCCAAAAUUGAUUCCUGAGGGACUCCACAUACACGAUUAAGAUUUUCAUUAUAUGUUUAUUGUUACAUUAAUGUCAUCAAAUUUUGGUUACAUUUAUUAAUUACUGACCAAUCUAGAAUUUUAUUUUUCAAUGUUUUAAUUUUCU